CAAUUUUUAGACUUAGGAAUAUUUUUCUUUGUUAGACGUAGAUAUUUUUUGCACCUUUGCUCCUUCGGCCUAAACCGUCUCCAUUCUUUUGCAGGUAUCAGCAUGGAUCUUAACGCCUUCGCCGCUCUCAAGAAGCAGAAAGCCAAAGUCCCGGGCAGCAGGCAAAGGUCCAAUCCCCGAGGGGCAGCAGAAGCCCCUCGGGGAAUUCUUGAAAAAGGGUGGUGAGCCCUCGGACGAAGCUGCCAAGAGGAAGGCAGCAGGCAAAGGUCCAAUCCCCGAGGGGAAGAGACAAAAGAAGGGGGAUGCUGGGAAGAAGGCUCCCCCGGUGGUGGUCGUGGACGAGCACUCCACCUCUGAGCCCCAUGUUCAAGUGGCGGUGACCGCUUCCAACCUUCCCUCGGCCCAGGGGGGUGAGGUAGGUUUGCCCCGUGAGGACAUACGGUUCUCUCUGCCGAAGGGUGCCUCCAUUACACAUGGCACUGUGGACCCUCGGGAGUUCCUUGGUGGGGCUACUCCUUCGUUGGACAGGAAGGCCCUCGGAAAGCUCGACGAUGAGGCUCUCGAGUCAAAGAUCCUCCGGUCCUCCCUCACUCCCUCGGUGAGCAUGCCAGGAGAUUCGAUGAGUGGCGCCUCCAGAAGGCCUAACAGGAUGAGACUAUGAAGAAGCUCAUCCGUGAUAACGCCGAGGCCGUGAGGCAAAUGGCCCAGCUAGAAGGGGACCUUCAGCAGGCGAAGGCUGCGGUGGAGAAGGCGGCUAACAAGAAAGCUGAAGUCGGGAGGGCCGCUGCUGAGGCCGCGAAGAAAGCCUCCGAGGAUGCAGAGGCCGCCAAAGCGGAGGCCGCCGCCGGUGCUGUCGCUUCUUUCAUGGCCGGGGGGUGGAGGGCAGAAGGCCACGAAGACUGGGUGGCUUCGGUCGUGGAGGAAUCUGUCGACGGGUGGGUGAAAGGCCCUGGGGCGAUGUGGUUAGCCCGAAAGGGCGAAGACUACUAUGCUGGGGGAUUUUUUACCCAGAUCCUGAUCUACAGAAGGCUGGCGCGGCACCUGAAGAUUGAACCGGAGGCUUUCGAUUCGGCGACAUAUGGCCUCCCCCCCUCUAACCAGAUAUCAGAGUCCCCCUCCCUGCAGGUGUUGAAAGGUCAGAAUUAGAGGAUUCUGAGCUGCUGAAGGAGGUCGGGGAGGAAGAGGAAGGGGCCGAGGGGGACGCCACGUCGAAAGCUGCCGAAGGGGGUGAGGCAGCAGCAGCUGAUGAUGUUGUUGUUUCAUAAUUCUGAAAAACAUUUGUUGUAACGAACAUGUACAUCUUUUCGGGUUCGGACUUUGUGUAUAACAAGUUUUUAUUCCCUGUUGAUGAAUGGAUGUCUGCCUUCGAGCCUUUUAUAUAUAAUCUUCUUUUCCUUUUGGAUGUAUGCCUUCAAAUUGUUUUGUGAAAUGGAUGCCUUCUAAUAUGCCUUGUGAAUGAAUGUAUGUUUGUAUGGUAUUUUGGUCGAGGGGCCAACUUUUAGGACUUCGAAAAUAUUUUUC
Cuscuta europaea is the source of this 1521-nucleotide messenger RNA. Lineage: Eukaryota; Viridiplantae; Streptophyta; Magnoliopsida; Solanales; Convolvulaceae. The record is from the annotation of a GenBank genome assembly.